Messenger RNA from Pestalotiopsis fici W106-1, 2868 nucleotides. RefSeq lists its product as uncharacterized. NCBI's taxonomy places the organism in Eukaryota, Fungi, Ascomycota, Sordariomycetes, Amphisphaeriales, Sporocadaceae. The record is from RefSeq and is a predicted model, not a curated record. The coding region runs from base 1 to 2868 and encodes 955 amino acids. The transcript is spliced from 2 exons.
AUGGCGGAAGUCAUCACCCUCGUUGGCCAGAUCUCUAGCCUCGUCAGUCUGUCUCACGACUUGGUCGGUCUAUGUUGUGAAUUCUUUUCAACAGUCAAAAAUGCCCCAAAGGAGCUCGAGGAUGUACGUCGCGAACUGACAGCGUUUGAGCAAAGCAUCAUUGGGCUAAAAGGUUUCAUCAAUGCGCAUCCUGAAGAGAUCACCAACCUCAGGCAGCUCAGUCUGCCGAAUGGCACUCUGGACUCAGCUACCGAGGUCAUCAAGGAGUUGAUGGACUUGCUCGAGGCUGGCAAGUUUACACCAAGCACUGGGCCCAAACGGGCCAAGCUUAUGCACACCACUUUGGAGAGGAUCCAACAAGGGCUAAGAAGGACCAACAUCAAGGAACCUCUGGAGAAGCUUCGCCGCUUCCGUGAAUCGAUCCAGUUCACCCUGAACGCUGCGCUUGCAAGACCAAUUCUGGAGACGAGACAAGAUGUUGUAGUCAUCAAGGAGAGUGUUCAAACCCUCAAGGAUGACCAGACUCAGUUUCAGGAUGAUGCACGCAAGCUGAAAGUGUUGAAAUGGUUCAAUGUCGACAUGUCGGGGAACAGGAGCAUCCACAAGGACAGGUUGUCUCAACAACAACAGAGCACCUGCCAGUGGUUCACCCGCAAUCCUGCUUGGAACAAGUGGCUACAAGAGCGCGAGUUCAUCUGGGUCACUGGCCUACCUGGCACUGGUAAGACAGUGCUGGCAUCUUACCUCAUUGAGCGUGCAAGUCAUGAAUUCAAUUCCAAGGGCAUUGCCUACUACUACUGCCACCAUUCUAGGAAUAGGGAUGAGUCUUUGACUCUUCUUCAGCACAUUGUAAAGCAGCUUAUCAGUCAAAUCGACUAUGUACCAAGCAGAAUCUAUGACAAUCAUAAGCGUGCUGACAAACUGGACACGGACGAUCUCCUUCUUUGUUUGGAAGAACUCUCCAGCAAGUUCAAGUCUGGUGUCCGCGUAAUUGUUGACGCGGUAGAUGAGAGCAAGCCGCGCGACAAGCUCAUGAGCAUCUUGUUCACCAUUGGUACCGAUCUACGCUUCCGCCGAGUCUCACUCUUAGUUACAAGUCGUCCUGAGCCCGACAUCUUGGAGGGGAUGAGCCCACACUUGUCAUCACUUGUCGAGAUCUCCAUGUCUGACCCGGGAGUAACGGCUGAUAUACGGAGCCUCGUUCAGUCGGAAUUGGCCAAACUGCCCUGGGAAGAGUAUUUCAAACGUGAAAUCGAACAAUGUCUUGUUGGCGGAGCCAAGGGAAUGUUCCGCUGGGUUGCUUGCCAAAUUGAUCACAUCAAGCGCUUGAGUUGCAAAGGCAUGAAUGGCGAGCAAGCAAUUCGGCGAGCCCUGAACAAUCUUCCAGAGGACGUCUUCGCGACAUAUGAGAGAAUUCUCUUGGAGAUACCCAAUGAAGACAGUGAGUUUGCACGUACUGCUCUGGCGCUCAUGUGUAGUCAACAUGGUGAAAUGCCUACAGCCGAGGUACUCGUCGAAGCCUGUCUUUAUCGUGUCAUGGGGGAGGAUAUCAACAAGUACGACGUCAGACUGCUCGUUGAUAUAUGCGGCUGUCUGCUUCGCAUAAGUAGAUUCAAUCGUCCGCCGCUUGCGGUCUUCAAAGACGCAACAAUUGGACCCUUCCACAAGGUGAGCCUUGCUCACUAUACUGUGAAAGAGUAUCUAGUUCACCCGGACACGGCAACGCGCCCAGCCAAGUUCUUUGCUCUGACACCACAGGUCCUAGAGACAAUUGAUAUUGUUGUGGCUUUCAAGGGUCUGCAGCGUUUCGGCACAAGGCACUGUGUCACAAAUGGGGGCAAGACAAGGGUGACUCGCUACGAAGAGGAUUGCCUGAAAAAGACAGAGGAUGCCUUGAACCAUCGGCGCCCGGACUUUGACAAGAAUGAUGAACUGUACCAAGCGCUCAUUCAAUCUCUAAAGUACAGCUCCUCACAUGCGAAACAUCUCCGCCUUCAACGCGGCAUCGCCACGGACAUGAGCACCAGGUUUAGUACUUGGGACAAGCUCAUCAACCAGCUGGAAACACCUCCCAAAGGUGACCAAGCCGAGCAAGUUACCUUGCUCUUGAGUUUGAUCACUCUACGCUGGUAUAAUAUGGCCGUGAAGUACCUGAAAAGCCACCCAGACUUCAUCAAACUUCACCCAAACGUCAGGGCCAAGAUCUGGAGUACCAAAUUCAAGUUACGGGCGACAAGGUCUGGGCCAAGCCAGCCCGAGAGCCUCUUAUUGCUUUGUGUUCGUCAGCGACGUCUGAACUUCCUCUCAUUAUUCAUUCAGCAUGAUGCCUCGUUUGAAAAGGAAUCUGAAGUCCUAUAUGCAGCCAUGUACAGCCCCGACGAUGAGGACAACGAUUCUGACACAACGUUGGCUUUUCUGCGAACAAUGACUGACCUCGGCCGCGGUGCGAAAGCUGAUCCUGUGCCUUUCAGACAAGCUAAUGAUCAUCGUGGGUCGAAUGAAGAUCCGAACACAAGGGAACGGCGAUUUGCAUUCACACCGCUCCAGGCUGCUGUCGCCUUUCAGGAGUUGGAUUGGGUGGAAGUGCUGCUUGAAACCUCGGCGGACCCUAAUCUCACAGGAGUCACUGGGGGACAAGUUCCUCAUGGCUAUGGACGACUCAAUCUCAACGGCAUCUCUUUAGAGCUCCUCAAAGAAAUGGGCGAGCAAACUCCAUUGCAAAUCAACAGGAGUAUAAAUGCAACCGACAGUGCUGCGCACAGCAGGAACGCCGAAAUUGAGCGCCUACUUUUACGCUAUGGCGCCCGUGAUCCCACAGAAGCAGAUGACGACGACACAAUCAUGAUCUCGAGCGAUGACGGUGAGUAG